Thlaspi arvense is the source of this 2463-nucleotide messenger RNA. The record is from the annotation of a GenBank genome assembly. Lineage: Eukaryota; Viridiplantae; Streptophyta; Magnoliopsida; Brassicales; Brassicaceae.
AUGGCACCGUCCUUAGAGUCUCCGGCGAUGGUUGAGGAAACCAAGGAAGAGGAGAAGAAGAAUCGUGACUGUGGACGUCAAGUUGUGAGUUUGAUCGGAGAUUUAUUCCGGCGAUUACAUGGCUCCAAAUUGGUGCAAAGCUUGAAUCUCUGUAUCAGUGAGAGUAAAGAUUCGAUUUUUCCGGAGGUGAAUGAUAAAUCUUUCACCGACAUGGAAGGUGUUCAGCUUUCCGGCAAAAUCGGCUGGGAGAACCCGAGAAUCUUUGGAUACUCAGAGCUUUACAUCGGAUCAAAUGGUUUCAGCGACGAAUUAAUCCUCGGAAGCGGCGGUUUCGGCCGUGUUUACAAGGCGUUGUUACCGAGCGACGGAACCACCGUGGCUGUUAAAUGCUUGGCGGAGAAAAAAGGAGAGCAAUUCGAGAAGACGUUCGCGGCGGAGCUUGUUGCGGUGGCUCAGCUCCGGCAUCGGAAUCUCGUGAAGUUGAGAGGGUGGUGUCUUCACGACGACGAAUUGCUUCUUGUUUAUGAUUAUAUGCCAAAUCGGAGCUUAGAUCGGGUGCUUUUCCGACGGCCGGAUAUGAAUUCCGACUUUAAACCGUUGGAUUGGGAUCGGAGGGGUAAAAUCGUCAGAGGCCUCGCCGCCGCGUUGUUCUAUCUCCACGAGCAAUUAGAGACGCAGAUUAUUCACCGAGAUGUGAAGACGAGCAACGUGAUGUUGGAUUCCGAGUUCAACGCACGACUCGGCGAUUUCGGGUUGGCUCGGUGGUUAGAACACAAGAUUGAUGAGGUUGAGCUCGAUCCGAGUUACGACUCGGUUUCCUCGUUCCGGAACCACCAGUUCCGAGUUGCUGACUCGACACGAAUCGGUGGGACCAUCGGGUAUUUACCGCCUGAGAGCUUCCGGAAAAAAACGGUCGCCACCGCGAAAACGGACGUGUUCAGCUUCGGCGUCGUGGUUUUAGAAGUGGUAUCCGGUAGACGCGCCGUCGAUCUCUCGUUCUCUGAAGACAAAAUCGUUUUGCUCGAUUGGAUGCGAAAAUUAUCCGAUGACGGGAAAUUGCUCGACGCCGGCGAUUCUCGGCUACCAAAAGGAUCUUAUGAUAUCUCCGAUAUGAAGAGAAUGAUUCAUCUUGCUCUGCUCUGUUCGUUAAACAACCCACAACUUCGUCCCAACAUGAAAUGGGUGAUCGGAGCACUUUCCGGAGAAUUUCCCGGCAACUUACCGGCGUUGCCUUCAUUUAAGAGCCAUCCUCUCUAUAUUCCUUUAUCCUCUCUCAAAUCCACCUCAACGUCGGCGACGACGACCACCACUGCCACCACUACGAAUCCAACCACCUCCUCCACGGCAAGUUUCAACGCGUCUUCAGAGUCAACACCGUCGUCAAAUUACGUUACUGCCAUCGAUGAUUCCAUCUACCAUACGGCGGAGACGGGAGAAAAUCGGUAUUUCAGUAACACCAGUCGUCGGAUGACGUCAUCCAAGUCUUUUGUAUUGGACACGCCAAGAGAGAUCUCAUACAACGACAUCGUUUUAGCCACUAACAAUUUCUCAGACGCGCGUCGCGUUGCUGAGGUUGAUUUCGGUACGGCUUACUACGGUUUACUAAACCGGGACCAGCAUAUAGUUGUGAAACGUCUCGGUAUGACGAAAUGUCCGGCGCUAGUAACACGGUUCUCCACCGAACUACUUAACCUAGGCCGGCUUCGUCACCGUAACCUCGUCAUGCUCCGCGGGUGGUGCACCGAACACGGCGAAAUGCUCGUCGUAUACGAUUAUUCCGCGAAUCGUAAGCUAAGCCACCUUCUUUUCCAUAACCAGAUACCGGGCAACACGGUUUUGCGGUGGAAAAUCCGGUAUAACGUGAUUAAAUCGCUUGCUUGCGCGGUACGUUACCUCCACGAGGAAUGGGACGAGCAAGUUGUUCACCGGAACAUAACUUCUUCCACAAUCUUUCUUGAUAGAGACAUGAAUCCACGACUUUGUGGAUUUGCGUUGGCCGAGUUUUUAUCUAGGAAUGAUCACGCACAUCAAGCCGCGAAAAAGAAAGGAUCCGCUCAAGGGAUUUUUGGCUAUAUGGCACCGGAAUACAUGGAGUCCGGCGAGGCAACAACUGCAGCGGAUGUAUACAGCUUCGGCGUGGUGGUGCUAGAGAUGGUUACGGGUCAACCCGCGGUGGAUUACAAGAGGAAGAAAGAAGACGCUCUUUUGGUGUUGAGAAUCCGCGAAUUAGUCGGUUACAGGAAGAAAUCGUUGGAGGAGAUUGCGGAUAUUCAUCUAGACGAUGAGUACGAGAGGCGAGAAAUGGCAAGGUUAUUGCGGUUAGGGUUGGUUUGCACGAGAACCGAUCCAAAGCUAAGACCUAGCAUUAGCCAAGUGGUGAGUACAUUGGAUGGAAGUGAGAGGUUUUUUGAAGAGGAAGGAGGAAAAGAAGGUGACUUCUUCCAGCAAAUGUACGUAGUAUAG